CCAACUUGACUACAAGGUGACCAACGAACAAGAUACAACACCUUCCACAUUAGUUUCAGCUGGCGCAGCGUGGCGAAUGCUCAGCAACGCCCACAAACCCCCCACCUCGAAACGACUGUGACGACCUCAAACGAUCAGAUUCACAGCCGCAGCUCGCUUGCUUGCAGUAAUAGAGGACAUUCAACAAGCGAAUUGCUGAUACGUUCUCCCGCGAGGGCUAUCUGUUCCCGCCACUAGCUUUCACACAACUCGGCUCAACCCCGUCGCGAUCCGUAGCAAACAACCUCACCGCAACAAAGUUGCAGCGCCAACGUCGACGAGGCGGACAUCCACGGCUUGUCCGACAGACAGCGGACCAUCAACCAACAUGGCAGACCGACCAGCCAUGUAUUUUCACUUGGAAAUGGGCGUCUCUUGGCGACCCAGAAAGCAUCAGGGCCAGUCGAACCAUCAAUUGACCCUGAUGUCCAAGAGCGCGCGGGAACGCGCGAACAAUGUCACCCGACACUGGGGCCCUCAGAACGCCAACUAUCCAGUGCAUGGCAUGCAACCGCAGCGUCCGUACUUAAUACAACAAACCUCAUACGAUCACAACGGGCAGCCCUAUACGCAGCAGCAACAGUGGCAACACCAGCAGCCUGCCGGAUCCCAUGCCCAAUGGCCGCAUCCAACAUGGCAAACACACGCGCAAGCAGCGCAGCCAGCAAUCCAAUACCACACCCAGCCAUGGCUGCAGUCGGGAAUCGAGCAGGAACAGCAGCGACCUUCGCGACCUCGUUCACCUACCGAGUCUCCCCACGGACGUAACCGGUCUGCGCCGCCUCCUAUGAGUGCAGGCUCGUGGGAUGCUGAGCCUGAGCCAAUGAUGGCUACAGCUCUGCCUCAAGGAACUGCCAUUGCAUCGACUUCGAAACCCUUACCAUCUACACCGGCGCAGUACCGUCUUGGUCACGAUGAUAUGCCCUGGUCGCCCUCGCCUUUCCCCAUGGGUCGCUCAGAUGAUGGCAGCAGCGAACAGUCCCCCGACUUGAACGACACACAGAACCCGGCCACAGCUGUUCCUUCUUCGAGUCCGGCGAAACAUGUGGAUGAUCGGGUACGGGGGCGCACCAAAGAGAUGCAGUCACUGGCCACAGCAAUGAUGACCGUGGACAAUGGCUUUGAAGAUCAAUGGUGGUAUCAAGGCGAGCGUCUCGUCAACAUUGCGGGAGAUUUGAUUUCACCAGCAGAGGUGGCCCAGCGGUACGCGCCUGGUACAAGCAGAGUCUGGCAACCCACCACUCCAGGCAUGGCAGGGUUGGGCGACGGAUCUGUCGAUGGGCAGAUAUCUGCGUCCCCCAGCCUGGCCGACGUCGUGUCGCCUGUGAGCGACUAUUCAAGUCCUAGAUCAGGACAUGGAUCACCUGGGCCUAUCAAACGGUCCAUGACUACGAGAUCUGACGAGAUGUUUAUGCGUUGAGAGGAAUUUCAAACAAACCCUUUCGCCACCUCAUGGAAUCAUGCAACUUCCCACCGCACAGCAAGACCGGCCGGCGGUUGACUCUAAUUUGACUUGGUGCGAACCUGGAGGAUCGACGCCCCGCGCAAAACCCCAAGCCAACCUGCUCAUCCAACGUCACAUUUGAGCGCGGGGUAUCCAGAGGCCAGCAUGGCGUAUGUAGUACAGCACGCCAGUAAUCACUCAAUCUAGUGAGGACUGUCGUUGACAAGGAAGCGAAUGGGUGGGAUCGCACGAGAAACCUGUUUG
This is a messenger RNA of Emericellopsis atlantica, 1747 nucleotides long. RefSeq lists its product as uncharacterized. The transcript has a single exon. Bases 368 to 1459 code for a protein of 363 amino acids. The record is from RefSeq and is a predicted model, not a curated record. Lineage: Eukaryota; Fungi; Ascomycota; Sordariomycetes; Hypocreales; Bionectriaceae.